Dendronephthya gigantea is the source of this 2874-nucleotide messenger RNA. Its product is annotated as MICOS complex subunit Mic60-like. The record is from RefSeq and is a predicted model, not a curated record. The coding region runs from base 222 to 2570 and encodes 782 amino acids. Gene Ontology annotation, biological process: cristae formation. NCBI's taxonomy places the organism in Eukaryota, Metazoa, Cnidaria, Anthozoa, Malacalcyonacea, Nephtheidae. The transcript has 7 exons. Gene Ontology annotation, cellular component: MICOS complex.
UUCAGCAUGAAAGUCUGCAUCUUUUUCAUACGGAACAUAUUAAUUCAUUUUGAACUGUUCAAAAAUUAUCAAGAGUUUUUGGUCAGACUUUCUUCUUUAUGUCAAAUUUCAUUGAGUCGUCACCAUUCCUCCACUACGAGCGGUUGGAAGAUAUUUUACAUCUUUCCAAAAUGGUGAUGAACAUUUUGCAAUUUCUCUGACGAAAUAUCACCUAAAACAUUAUGUGGAAAACAUCUGCAAGAAUUACAAGUCUUCAUAAUCUUUCUAUUAGAAGAGCUUUGCACUGCAAUAAGGAUCGAUUAUGUAGCGUAAGAAAGUAUAACAGGCCAGGCGAGACUUCUCGAACGAGGCAGUUCUCUAAUGGAAGUGCAGAAGUAGGAUCUGGAGCUGGAAAAGUUGUCCUUGGCACAACUCUCGUCGUCGGUGCAGUUAUUGGUGGCGGAAUGUAUUACUCCAGCACUAAUCCAGAAUUCCGUCAGACGAUAGAAAAUAAAGUUCCAUAUUCUUCAGCCUUCUUCAAUGCUACCCUUGGGAAAAAAGAACCGAAACAAAAAAACACUCCAAAGAAAGCUCCAGUGUCGCCAAGUGCAAAGAAGAGCUCUGAGAACAAUCUUUUGCCAGUAACUGGUAAAGAGAUGCCAGUUAUACCUAAUAACAAAGAUGAACUAGAAAAACCUGAUGUAAAACCAUCUGAAAUCAAGAUCUCCCCUCCUGUGUCAAUAACUAAUGUUCCUGCGACAGUUUCUUCUGUUGAUCAGAUUGGUAUCUCCUCUGUCGAUCUUGAUAUUUCCAAAGCAGUAGAGAAAGGCAUCUCUGACAGUAAGAAAGAAGAUCCCCCAAUUCCUCAAGAUGUCAUACAUGUCUCCAACGGUGACGUGGGCAAAGAUAUUUCCACAGAAAAGAAGUGUAGCGAAUGUGAAAAUGAAAAAAGGGCAUUGAAAGAAGAAUCACCCAAGAUGGAAGUUCCCGGUGACAUUUCAAAAGAUGAUCCAAAACCAGAAUCACUUGAAACAAUCAAAGAAGUAGACCCAAUUGAAAUAGCCUUACAUACAGCCAUUGCAACUAUUUCCCAGCUUGGGGAGACAGCAAUUGAUCUGCAUGAGCGAGCAGCCAUGGCCGUACAACAUCAUAGAGACUCUGUUAAGGAGGCUCUGGAGAGAUUUGAGAAAGAUGGAGUUUCGAAAGAUGCCUGGGAACUUCUUAGUAAAUUAUCAGAUUCUAAGACCCAGGCCCUUGAGGAAGCUAAACAAAUUAGCACAAAACUGACUGACCUUAUUGAGAAUGUGCAAAGAAAUAUAACUGCGGCAAAAGCAAAGGGACUGGACUCUACUGCGGAAGUUGCUUCAGAAACCUUGGCAAAGUUGACUUAUGCUUUGCAACAAGCGAAGAACCGUCUUUCAGAGACACAGGCUGAGGGAAGUGUGUUGAAAAAAUUCCAGGAAUUCAUCAAAGAAGAAAAGGAGCAUCAAGCUCAAGAAUUGGCAGCCAUUAGGCCAGAGUUUGAAAUUGAUACAUUAGAAGACAAGGCAGAUGCAGCAUUGUUGGCUUAUGCACAAAAGAGAAUGCGCCUGUUAGAAGACACGCUUCAGGCACGUGAACAUCGUGAGAGGAAACUGCUGGAAGAAGCUCUGAAGAAACAGGAGAAUGAGUAUGAGAAACUGACCUCAAUGAAACUACAGCAUGAACUGGAGAAGUUGAGAACAGAGCUGAAUAGUUUGAUGAAACAAAAGGAAGAAGAGGAGAUUGAACGUCAUGAAAACGACUUACGAACGCAGUUACGUCGACAAGCAGCAGCGUUUGGUGACCAUCUUAACGAAGUCCUUAAAGUUCAAGAAACCGAGUUGAAUACGAAACAUGACGGCGUCUUACGAGAAAAAUUACUGCUUGCGCAACAAGAAUCAGAGUUAAAACUACGCGGGAGCCUGGCACGACUGAAUGGCGUCAUAACCGCGAUUCGUAACAAAGCUGAUACGGAGAAAUAUAACGUGGAAGCACAGCGACUGUGGCUGGCUUGUCAGUCACUUUCAACUGCUAUUAUUGGCUUCGGAGACAGCCGUGACCAACCGUACCCGAUACUUUCCGAAGUCGAGGGUAUCCGCCGUGUGACCGAUGGCAACGAAGUCGUAGGCAAGGUUCUUGAUUCGCUACCUGAGAAUGCACUCAAAAGAGGUGUAUACACUGAAGAAUCACUCCGACGACGGUUUACGAAAGUGAAGCAAGUUUGCCGGGAAGUGGCGAUGAUUGGUGAAGACGGGGGAGGGGUGUGGAGCUAUUUGGUCUCCUAUCUCCAGUCUCUUUUCGUGUUUGAAGCACGCACGGUUACGCCGCCGGCAUCCAUUGAUCCUGACGAGCUAGACACGUACAAGAUAUUAGCUUUGGCAACGCAUGCUUUGGAGAAUGACGACACCGAGCAAGCAGUUAGGUAUAUGAAUCAGCUGACCGGAGAACCGCGCCGGAUAGCGAAGGACUGGAUCGAAGAAGCGAGACUCUUUUUAGAGGCAAAACAAGCCGCGCGCUUUCUGACGUCAUUUGCGUCUGCGUAUAACAUUGGCGUUGAACAGCAGAAAUGAACGACAUUUUAUGGUAGUCAAGCUUUAUAUAUUAUGCUAUAUUUUUCAAUAAAUACUUGGCUCUAAUACUUAGCUACACUUUGCAAAGUGUGUUCUAGUUCCUCCAUCCCCUAUAUUCGGCAUUUUGCAACUCAAAAGCCUUUUAAGGAACACAGAAGAACGCAAUCAAAACCGAAGUCUGUCAAUAUUAUUCUGCAUUGUAUGACCCCAGACAUGUCAUAUAUUUCUGUUUCGAUUCCUAGCAGGAUCUGUCGACAGAAAAAUACGACUUCUUUGGCAUGCUUCACGAAACCUUGUUUUCAUU